AUGUCGGAGAAGAACAACUUUCCAACGCCGUUAUGGUCACCGUCCCUAACCGAGCAUAGAGGGGUGAGUGGUUUUCACCGUCGACACACCUCUCUUGUGCCUCAGUCCCCACGUGAGACCUUCGAAUCACGAUGUAGUACUCCUUCAGAACCAGAUUCGGAAGCAUCUGGUCCCAAGCCACAAGCAGUGACCUGGAUGUCAUUGCCGCGGAAAGACCAACUAGCCAUUCUCUUCUUUUCUAGAUUGGUAGAUUUCUUACAAGUUGCUUCGUUGCAAGCCUAUAUGUUCUACCAAUUGAAGAGUUUUGAUUCGGGUUUAUCUAAUGCUGCUAUUUCGUCGCAGGCGGGGAUACUGCAAGGCUGUUUCACCGGGGCUCAAGUCUGUACUGCGGUACUAUGGGGUAAGGCCGCUGAUACCUGGGGGAGAAAAAUGGUUUUGAUGAUUGGGUUGGUUGGAACGGCCAUUUCGUGUGUGGGAUAUGGAUUCUCGACCACAUUCUGGCAAGCUGCGUUAUUUCGGGCUUUUGGUGGUGCUAUCAAUGGUACUGUUGGAAUUAUACGUACCAUGGUUGCAGAGUUUACCAAAGAAAAGAAAUAUCAAUCUCGAGCUUUUUUGAUCUUGCCCAUGAGUUUCAACGUGGCUGGUAUAUUGGGUCCAGUCAUGGGUGGAUUACUUGCCGAUCCAGCAAUGACACUCCCCGGUCUUUUCGGUGACCAAGCUGUAUUCGGAUUCGAGUGGCUUCACUCAUAUCCCUAUGCUCUUCCAGGCAUCCUCAAUGCCGUCUUCUUGGUAGCUACCGGCGCCAUCGUGUUCCUGGGAUUAGAAGAGACUCUUCCUUCAGCGCGUGGCCAGUCCGAUUAUGGAAUUAGCCUUAUGAAUCGUAUUAAACAAUCAAUAGGUUUUGGAACUACUGUGGCUCCGGUUGACUACUUCCAUCUCGAGGCCUCAACUGAUAGCCUCGAUAACUUCGACCCUAAAUCAGUCACCCGUCCCGCCGCAAACAAAUUACCCUUUAGCCGCAUUUGGACCAAAAAUGUAAUCUUCACCUUGAUCACUGGUGCCUUCUUCGAUUUCCAUCUUGGAGCCUUCACAAAUCUCUGGUCACUCUUUCUCUCGACCCCUCGACCUACCUCCACCGAUUCUCAAUCUCUUCCUUUUGUAUUCACAGGGGGUCUCGGGAUGCCUGCAGCCACUGUCGGUUUUGCGACAUCCAUUCUUGGCGUCUUAGGCAUGGCUCUACAGGUUCUCCUUUAUCCGUCUGUACAUGCCAGACUCGGUACUCUCCUUUGUUUUCGAUUUUUCCUUAUCUUAUUCCCUGUCGCUUAUUUCUUUGCUCCAUAUUUGGCGGUAUUACCUUCUAGUGCCCCGGCGCCAGGACCAGCUGCUGGACCAGCUAUCUGGAUUGGUAUUUUUUUUGUGCUUUUACUUGCUGUUGCGGCGAGAACAUUUACUCUUCCUGCCACCAUUAUCUUGUUGAAUAAUUGUUCACCUCAUCCUUCGGUUCUGGGUACGAUACAUGGGAUUGGGCAAUCGGUAUCAGCUGGAUUUCGCACGGUGGGACCAGUGGUCGGCGGGAUUUGGUAUGGACAGGGAUUGGAACGGGGAGUGGUGGGGUGGGCGUGGUGGGAAACCGCUGUGGUGGCUGCGGCGGGAUGUGUAACUGCAAUGUGGGUUUAUGAGGGUAGUGGCCAUGAGAUCUUUCUGCAAGGGGAAGAAGAAGAUAUGGAGGAGGUUGAGAUGCGAGGACUGAUGAGGGAGAAUCAGAGGGAAAGAGGGGAGGGCGUUGCUGCUGAGAGACAAGGGCUCAUGGGACAGAUGGGUGGAAGUACCGGUUUGGAUUUGAGAGAUUUGGAUGAUGAGGUAGAGCGGGGAACUAUGGUAGGAAGUAGUAAGGGCGUUAGGUAA
This is a messenger RNA of Sclerotinia sclerotiorum 1980 UF-70, 1905 nucleotides long. RefSeq lists its product as hypothetical. The record is from RefSeq and is a predicted model, not a curated record. Gene Ontology annotation, molecular function: transmembrane transporter activity. The transcript is spliced from 4 exons. Gene Ontology annotation, biological process: transmembrane transport. Lineage: Eukaryota; Fungi; Ascomycota; Leotiomycetes; Helotiales; Sclerotiniaceae. The coding region runs from base 1 to 1905 and encodes 634 amino acids.